GCUGUGAAUUCCCAGGGACAUUACACGGCAAAGUCAAUGGUAUGCGGCAUCCAAGCCGUUUCUAUAUAAAACGACUGAAUUUGGGGAACAGAAGCAAAGAAGCUGUUGGUGUACGCAGGAGUUCAACGGCUGCUGGAUACAUUCGUCUUCAGUUUGAAGAUACAGUCUACUUUCUGUCUUCAGAAUGAAUCAUUGUCUGGGAGUGUUUCUGCUGGUUGCGGCGACUUGCAUGGCUGUCGCACGCGCCUACCCAGCCGGCGAACAAGAAGCUGCCCCAACUGUGGUAACCAGGGAAAAAGUCGGACAGCCACUUGUCGUAACCAGGGAACAAGUGGGGCAGCCACUUGUCGCAGCCAGCGUUCCCCAAGAUGAGACCCUAGGGACAGCAGAGUCGGCAUGGGGAUGGGGUGGCUACGGCAGAGGCUGGGGAGGCUAUGGUGGCUAUGGUGGCUUUGGUGGUUUGGGAGGUUACGGAAGAGGAUUUGGAGGUGGUUACGGUGGUUGGGGUAGGGGAUUUGGAGGUGGUUACGGUGGUUACGGUGGGUGGGGAAGGGGUUUUGGGUACUAUGGCUAAGUACGUCAUUGACCGCAGAUGAUAAACGGACUAACGACUGGUUCUCGUUAACUACUUGCCUCUCUUGCGAUGGAAGAUACAGACUUUCUUGUCGCAGUGUGGCUAAUUGUUUCAAGUGGUAGCUGUAACCUGUUCAAGAUUGUCUGAAUCAGGGAAACCACUUUAAAUUGUUGGUAACAAUUCUCGUCUCACUGUGUUUAUACAUUUUUUAUACCAAGUAAAUAUGUCAACUGAUAUACCGUUGUGUGUGGAAACGAAUAAAGAUCUAUGUAUUUCUAUAAACAUUUA
Messenger RNA from Cryptotermes secundus, 862 nucleotides. Its product is annotated as glycine-rich RNA-binding protein 3, mitochondrial. The coding region runs from base 185 to 574 and encodes 129 amino acids. NCBI's taxonomy places the organism in Eukaryota, Metazoa, Arthropoda, Insecta, Blattodea, Kalotermitidae. The transcript has 2 exons. The record is from RefSeq and is a predicted model, not a curated record.